Archocentrus centrarchus (flier cichlid) is the source of this 2931-nucleotide messenger RNA. It is a transcript of the gene shisa2b, whose product is annotated as shisa family member 2b. The coding region runs from base 590 to 1462 and encodes 290 amino acids. The transcript has 2 exons. The record is from RefSeq and is a predicted model, not a curated record. Lineage: Eukaryota; Metazoa; Chordata; Actinopteri; Cichliformes; Cichlidae.
UUCAACACUGACACGGAUUUGGCUGACUGACUUCUGACACUCAACAAUGCAGGCCAAGCCACAAAAGUUUGAAACGUUAUCUUUACGCACGGGGCUGGCUGUGAGAGGACUCGGGGGUGACAGCAGCUGCGCGCCCAUGGAUCAGGCUACAAGUGUUGGUUUCUCUGGAUCCCUGCGGAAAGUCAUUUGAAGAGUUUAGGAGGAGACAAAAACAGCCUCACCGCAGUGGUAAAGGAAAUCCAUUAGUCUCUCUGUACUGGAUUUACCAGAUCUCCGAGGGUUUAUAACUGGAAUAUCAGUUAAGCUUAUAGGUUCAUAUAUUUUCUGACAUUUUUUACUUUUAGUAGUACCCAUUUGGUUUUUGUGAAUCCCCUGAAUAAUCGGAGUCACUUUUGGAGAAUUACGCACGCGAUUUCUCUAACAAAUGACAGCCUCUAAGUGGUUUGUGGCUCCCUCACUUCAUCCCCUCAGCUCCCUUGAUCGAACCGACUCAGAGUAUCACCCCUCUCACCAGGUUAGACGCGAGAAGUAAAAGCCUCCCAGUCUCUUCCAGUGCGCCAGCGUGCGGCCGCGGGCCACCUGGCCGAGAAUGUGGGGAGGAAGUUUUCAGCUGUCUGUCACCGCGAUUGUGACUCUGCUUCUGGUCAUUAUUGACGUGAAAGCGAGCGGGGAGUUUUGCCACGGCUGGCACGACUCUCAGGGAGUCUGGAAAGAGGGCUUCCAAUGCCCGGAGAAGAUAGACGGAGUGGACGCAAUUAUCUGCUGCGGGAAAUGCGAGCUCCGCUACUGCUGCUCCAGCACGGACGCACGGCUGGAUCAGGGGAGCUGCGAUAACGACCGGCAGGCACCGGAGCCCGGGACAAACAACAAAGAGAACAAGGACUCCGGUGCAGUUCCCAUCUAUGUGCCAUUCCUCAUCGUAGGCUCAGUGUUUGUGGCAUUCAUCGUGGUGGGCUCUGUGGUCGCCGUGUGCUGCUGCCGGUGUCUCCGACCCAAGCAGGAAUUGUCCUCUGGAGGCGCAACAGGAAGUGGGGCCAGUGGUGGUGGGCGUCUCUUGGAAACCAUCCCUAUGAUGGCGAGCACCUCCAGAGGUUCCUCGUCCCGCCAGUCCAGCACAGCCACCUCAUCCAGCUCGUCUGCUCCAGCAGCUGCCCCCCGCACUGCCCCGCCUCCUGUCAUGCGGGCCCAGGCCUCCUGCUGCUUGCCCCCUGAUGCCAGCGUCUUCGUCAACAUGCCCACCAACUUUUCUGUACUCAACUGCCAGCAGGCCACCCAAAUCAUGCCUCACCAGGGGCAGUUCCUGCAUCCGCAGUACAUCGGCUAUGCCCACCCCGUGUCCUCGACCCCGACCUACUUGGACCCCAUUCAGGGAGGCUAUAGACCCCUCCAGUCACCCUGCCCUCCUCCCACUGCUGGCUCCAGUGUCACCAGUGACCAGAAACACCAUCCAGUGACAGUCUGAUGAGAGGCCAACCAACAGACCACUGAACCACUCUGUUUGCAAAGAUUAACUUGUGAAGUUUAACCUGUGAGGGCUGUGGCAGAGACCUUUGAGCACACUGCCAGAGUGGGGGGGAAAAAGGCAGGGAGUCAGACUCACAUGAAGGACUCAUAAAGCUGUUCCUGGUAGCCGGACCUGCCCUGUAAUUGUGUGUGGUUUGUGUCUGUUCAGUGUUUUGUAUGAAAGGUGGAAUGAGCUAAGCUCAGCCUGUCAUGGGGUAAGACACAUGCAUAAAUAUUCUCUGUCUGGAUGCAAAGACAAAACUGCAUCUCUGAGAAUUAUACAGCCCAGAUGAGUAAUAAUGCACAGUUCACUGCAGUCUGGAGCUCAAGUAAAGGCUGCAUGUAUUUGUGUUUGCAUGGAUUUGUGUGUAAGAAAAAGAUUUGCAGGCUUAUAUGUGCAGGAAUGAGUGAUGACUGGAUGAUUUAUAGCAGUGGACUGUAUGAAAAAUGGAUAUUCAAGCAAAAAAAAUAUAUGACCACAUGCUGUGUUUAUACCAUGUGCACAUCUGUGCUUGUGAAUGAUUGUGAGUGGUUUAUAUAAUACAGUAUAUUUUUGUUUGUGUUGAAAGUAUGAGGAAAGAAAGCAUGUGGAUAGAUGUUUGUACUGUACGUGUGUGAGUCUGGGAGAGUGUGAAGUGUGGAGGGAUGCGGUGGAUGUGUGAGUAACUGUGAGUGAACUGUGUGUAAUGGGAAAUGCAGGUGGUGUGAUGUGAAAGGCAGUCGCAGUCUCCCUGUAGGCCAUUUAAACUCUAAUGAAGUGAACACAGGACACAGACUGUGACGCUCCACCCUGCUAUACAACCCACCCCAGCGCCACCCGGGAAGCACAAAACAAAAAAAACCCAAAAAGAAAUACAAAAACCCCAACUGCCCCAAGCGGAAACACACUCAAAAGAUCUAAAAAAAAAAAAAAAAGACAAGAUUCACAAGGCGACCUGUUAAUGUUCCUUGGAUGUGUGAGUGUGUGACGGAGAAUUGAGCGGAAGUUCUCUGAAGAUUACAGUUAAUUAUACAGCAAAAACUCUGCCAGCUGUCCCCUUCACUUCUCCCCUGUGAGAGGUGUGUGUGUGUGUGUGUGUGUAUUUCACACCAGCACAGUUCAGUGCAUUAGCACGGGCAGCUCCAGGGCAACACUGAGUCAUUAUUUUCCACUUAGGAAAGGCACGGAAGUGGUCACUCUGGUUGUUAAUCUGUAAAAAAUAAGCCAAAGUUGCAGAAUUUUCUGCCAUUCUGUGUAGCGGUGUAAAGCUGGGCCACUGUAACUGAGGAACGUGCAGCUUGAGGAAUGUGCUGCUCCACUGAGCGAGCAGCCUGAGAUGUCCUUUAGUACUGAAACUGGUAUGUUUGCGUACCUUGUCUGUACUCCAACACAAUGUCUGUAAGACUCAAUGGGCAGCUUGGGUGAGGGGGGAAAAAAAAAAAAAAAAA